Molecule: messenger RNA, 2474 nt
Organism: Pezoporus occidentalis (night parrot)
Lineage: Eukaryota; Metazoa; Chordata; Aves; Psittaciformes; Psittacidae
Product: histamine H3 receptor-like
Biological process (GO): adenylate cyclase-inhibiting G protein-coupled acetylcholine receptor signaling pathway; chemical synaptic transmission; G protein-coupled receptor signaling pathway, coupled to cyclic nucleotide second messenger
Cellular component (GO): dendrite; synapse; plasma membrane
Molecular function (GO): G protein-coupled acetylcholine receptor activity; G protein-coupled serotonin receptor activity; histamine receptor activity
Source: RefSeq, a predicted model, not a curated record
GCGUGGGGGACAGUGCGGGUCGCCGCCGGGAGCCAUGGGCCAGGAGUUGCCGUGGCUCAACCACUCCGGCAGCCCACGGGCGGCAGGCAGCGGUUGUACGGGGGACGGGCAGCGCGGAGGGCCCUUCGCAGCCGCCACCGCCGGGCUGCUGGCGGCUUUCAUGGGGCUGCUGGUGCUGGCCCCCGUGCUGGGCAAUGCCCUGGUCAUUCUGGCUUUCCUGGUGGACCGGAGCCUCCGUAAACAGGGCAACUUCUUCCUUAACCUGGCCAUCGCCGACCUCCUGGUGGGCGGCUUCUGCAUCCCACUGUACAUCCCCUACGUGCUGACGGGCGAGUGGAGACUCGGCAGGGGCUUGGGUAAGCUGUGGCUGGUGGUAGACUACCUGGUGUGCACCGCCUCAGUCUUCAACAUCGUCCUCAUCAGCUUCGACGGGUUCAUCUCGGUCACCAGAGCGGUCAGUUACUGGGCUCAGAAGGGGAUGACCAGAAAUGCAGUGCUGAAGAUGAUCACUGUAUGGAUUGCUGCUUUUCUUCUCUACGGUCCAGCCAUUCUGAGUUGGGAGCACAUUGCCCAAAAGAGCAUUCUCCCUGAAAGAAAAUGUAAUGCAGAAUUCUUCUACAACUGGUAUUUCCUAAUGAUUGCCUCUACUAUUGAAUUCUUUACACCUUUCAUCACUGUUACAUACUUAAGUAUUUACCUCAACAUCAGGAAAUGCACAUCCCUCAGGAAAGAAAACCUACCACCUCUUCAAGAGGACUGUGAAAUGAGUUUCCCAGGGGAAAAAAGGGAACACACUCUAUUUUUUGUAAAACCUGCUGACAGACACAAACAUGAGAAGAGAGCUAGUAGCUUUUCUCCCCCCAAAAAGGCUUCAAGGGUUAGCAAACAUAAGCAUGGCAAUCAGUCACAAAAUUUGAAUGUCAGUGAAGACCUUCCACCACUCCAGGUGGAAGUCGAGACCAAGCCUCAUAGGAGUGGUUUCUACAAAACUACAGAAGGCAUAUACAGCACUAUCAGCAGAGUGGACACGGCUGACACCAUGGCAAACAGAUUUAGACUUUCCCGGGAUAAAAGAGUAGCAAAGUCUUUAGCAAUUAUUGUAUGUGUGUUUGGUUGGUGUUGGGCCCCAUAUACACUUUUGAUGAUCAUCAGAGCAGCUUGCCAUGGCCACUGUGUUCAGUAUUCACUCUAUGAGACCUCAUUUUGGCUUCUGUGGGUGAACUCAGCCAUUAACCCUGUUCUAUACCCUCUGUGUCACAUGAGCUUCAGGAGAGCCUUUAUAAAACUCCUGUGUCCGGGAAAAGCCAAAAUUCAUCCUCAUAUUUUUAUGUGAAAAGCAUGAAGUAUCUUCCUUUCAGUGGGAGCAUGAACUGGCUAAUACUGAUCUGCAAAUACUACAAUCAUCCACAUAGCUGGAGAAAUCACAGCAAUGAAGAGAAAGAUAAUUUCUCAAAGCUCUUUGGGAAUUAUGACGACAGUAUAUUUUCUGGUAAUGGUGCACUAGCAUUACAGUGCUGAAAAGGGAAUACAACAUUUAUGGCCAAUAAUAAAAGUUCAGGCUCUUUCACUUUUCAUGAUUGUAAAUCCUGUUGGUAAGGAAUUUCAUAAAGUCUUAACCUUGAACCUGUUACAUUUUACCCCCAAACCCACUCUAAGAUACCAAGGGUCUCAGCUGUUAAAUGUAGGAUGCUUUUCCCUCCAUUUAGUGACAAGCCAGAUGAGAUCAUGACCAAUGCAAAAAACUAAAUACUGGUGUCUAGGAAAAGCAUGGAACAAGAAGAACCGGACUGGUCAGGUUAACAGAGCAGCUGAUCAAUUGUAGCAGGUAAGACAGCACUGAUUUCAGUGGAAAAGGUGACUAAGAAAUUGUAGAACUAAGUUCAAUAAUAGGAAUAAAAAAGGUGUUUGAGCUCUGGAUAUAAGCUAUGAGAAUUGAGAGGGUUCAUGUACUGGAUGAGUUUCCCACCUCAGCUAUGAUUUCCUCCCUGCCCCUGCCUGGAUCCUGCAUUGGCAGGAAUCUACUCAAGUCAAGCCUCCGCUCCUCCUCACAAGACUGACAAGUAUUACUCUUCUAUCUUUUGCUGUAAGUAUUGAGUAAGCAUGAUUAGUCUGAGAUGUAUGUCAGACAGAUCUUGCUAUAGACACAGCUUUAGGUAAACUUCGCUUGGAGUAAUUUUUACAUUUCCAAUUAGCCUUCUACUAGCUCUGAAAAAAUGUUGUCUUCCCCUACCUAAUCCAUUGGAUCAAGUCACAGUGGAAAAAAAAAAAAAAAAAGAUCUGAAGUGUUCAGACAUUUUCAAAGUCAUGCAUCACGAAAACCACAACUUAGAAAAGUCUGUUAAACUUUAUAGCCUUGCUACUGUGUGUUUGAAAAUCAAGAACCAACAACUACAUACUGCUGUUGCCAUUUUGCCUCUGCCACUAGAGAAGCUUGAACAGGUAGAUCGCAAGUUUUGACUAGACUUGUCCUAUAA